UUCGGAGACAUGGAAUGCCUUGAAGUGGGCUAAGCAGACUGUCACCAGGGUUGCAUACAGUAAUUGUUCUAUGCAUUUGAACGUCCCCCAAAGGGGAGAGGAUAGCAAUGUCACCACAGCCAGAGAAGCAUGGUGACGCAUUGCUUGAAGAAACCCGCCUGCGAUGCCAACGAAUCAACCACUAUUUGGACUUGAUUCCAGCUCGGUUUUAUCUCAGCCAUGAGGUGGCUGCAGGCAAUGUCAAGGCAAAAAACAAGUGGGCCCAUUUGGAUCCUUUCCAGGCAAAAAGCACCACAGAGAUCUUGAAGUCUCAAGGUGGUGCGCAAGGUGGGAAGAACAAGAAUAAGAAGAAAAACAAGAAGUCGGCUACGAGGACGGCUUCGUCCUCAGACCCAACUGAGCCAACAGGACGUGGAGCCCUGGUUGCCAAACUCAAUCGUCGCAUUGAGGAGCUGAAAGAAGAGCGUCGCGUGCGCCAAUCCAACCAGGAUAAGGCGAAGGCUGAAGAGAUUCGCAAAGGAAAAGAGACAACUCCAACUUCAUCCAGGAAAACCAAUACCCUGGAGGGGAAGCGUCGCAAGUUGGAGGAGGAUCCUGAUGCUGCUGAGCCAGAAGCUGGUCGAUUAAGCUUCGAGGCAUCUGGACAGCUACCCUUUGAAGCAGGAGUCGGCCAGCGUGGCCAGAAGGUGAGAAAGCUUCAAGCCGAUCUCCGAAAACAGGAGGCACAGGCAUUGAAGCUCAAAGAGGCAGAGUCUCAGGGAAGAGGCGAAGAUGUGCGGAAGGAGUUUGCGUACCAGAAGGCCUUGCAGCGAGCGCGUGGCGAGAAGGUGCAUGAUGAUGUGAGCAAACUCCGAAAAGUACAAAAGACCAUGGAGAUGAAGAAGAAGAAGGGCCAGGAGAGACAUGUGCACCUUGGACAAGAAGGAGUAAAAACAGAUCACUUUUCUGAAAUCCCUCAGGAGAGAUGGGAGGCAAAGAUCGAAAGCGAUAAGCAAAAGGUCGAAGAACAGCAAGCACAGCGCAAGGAAAACCUCAAAAACAGAGGAACAAAGAAAAAGACAAAGAUGCAACAGAGAAUGGGCUUUGAGGGGGAGCGCACUGGCAAGCUAAAUUCAGGUCCCUACUAGAACUUCCAUUCUCGGAUCCGAAUCUGCAUAUAUAAGUGGC
Molecule: messenger RNA, 1167 nt
Organism: Durusdinium trenchii
Lineage: Eukaryota; Dinophyceae; Suessiales; Symbiodiniaceae
Source: the annotation of a GenBank genome assembly